This is a messenger RNA of Ambispora leptoticha, 975 nucleotides long. NCBI's taxonomy places the organism in Eukaryota, Fungi, Glomeromycota, Glomeromycetes, Archaeosporales, Ambisporaceae. The record is from the annotation of a GenBank genome assembly.
AUGGACGUAGAACCAACUACCACAACAACUACAGCAAACCUCACCCAAGGGUCUUCUUCUGAGAACACAAAAGCGUUGGAAGACAAUAUUGUGAAUUUGACUGAAGACGGGAAAAAAGCGUUUGCUUUACACGACUAUGAGUUAGCAAUUACAAAGUUUGGUGAAGCCUCUGAUUUACUAGGUAAACAAUAUGGUGAAGAAUCCAGUCAAUACGCAGAUGCCUUAGUUCUAUAUGGUAGAGCACUACUUGAAAAUGCCAUAGCCCAAAGCUCUGUAUUUGGGAACGAUGCAUUACCAAAAAGCACUGAAGAUUCAAAUGUAAUUCCUGUUGAAGUUCCACUUGAAAAAAAGCAAAAUUUCCAAUUUGAGGGUGAGCCAAAUUUCGGCGAAAACGAGAUUGAUGAAGACGAGGAAAUGGAAGAUGCGGAGCAAGCAGCGGAAGCAGACCAUUCAGAUGACUUGAGUGUUGCAUGGGAGUCUCUCGAUGCCGCAAGAGUUAUCUACUCAAAAAUUGAUACAGAGGAGGCGAAAGCUAAGCUGGGGGAUGUGUAUAUUGCGUUGGGUGAUAUUUCACUUGAGAAUGAAACCUUUGAUCAGGCGGUGAAUGAUUACAGAGAGGCAUUGAAUAUCAAAUUAAAGAUAUGUUCCGAGGAAGAUCCGCUUGCGUUAGAACUAAGCACGUCUGAGCAAGAUCUCGCCGUGGACCACAUUCAAAAGGCAAUUGAAGUAUUGGAGAAACGAAAAGUUUUCUUGAGCACACAGUUAAAUAGCAUUGAAGAGCAACAGCAGCAAGAUUCUGGUAAGGGGAAAGGUAUAGCAGCAGAUCAAACAGGUCGGGAUGACGUUGAUGAUAACGCUACAAAAGUUAUCAAGAAAGAGUUGAAUGAAAUUGAUGAUUUCUUAGUGGAAAUGAAUGCAAAGGUUCUUUUAUUUUUAGACAUUUUGCAGUUGAUAUUUAUGGAAACUAAAUUUUAA